Molecule: messenger RNA, 1026 nt
Organism: Lachancea dasiensis
Lineage: Eukaryota; Fungi; Ascomycota; Saccharomycetes; Saccharomycetales; Saccharomycetaceae
Source: the annotation of a GenBank genome assembly
AUGGCUACUAGUAGGCCCCUACCAGAACGUAUCAUAGCUUUGCCAAGAUCUGUAUUAAAGAGUCAAGAUCUUAAAAUAUUCGAACUACCGAAUCCCUCCAACAUUUCGAGCAAGAAACCUGUCAAAGUGUUCAUCCAGGAUGGAGCGGCAUACCAGGUGAAGACAAAAGCAUUCAGCCAAGGAUGCGAGUAUCACAGAGCCCGUGACAGCGCAAGUGAUAAAUACUACUAUACAGCACAGUCCGAGCCCAUAAAAUCAGCGAUUUUGACCAACAGUGAACAACCUCAAGAUGGAUGGCUACGCAGCAGCGGAUCCUAUGAAUUUUCCACCAAGUACGACCUGUGUUUCAGUCUUUGCGGAGCGCUGUUCUUGAAGUUUCAAUGCAAGAAUGAGAAUGAGUAUCAACAGAUUGACCCAUCUGCAACGACAAUGAUGCAGGAAAAGCGCUAUCUGAUGACUCGCGAUUUUCUGGAAAAUCUGGUCGAGAAGCACCACGCUAACUGGUCCCUCGUGCCCUUGGACUUGCUGGAAAAUUGCCUUGAAAAACUGGGAGAGUCCAUUGAGGAAGCUGGCGAUAUCUACCACAAGGUGACGCCUGCCAAAGUUACAAAAUGGUUGAUAGGCAAAGUUGAAAAAAUUACUCAGUCGUUUCCGCCCAGUAUUCCUUUACCCCGCCAUCUUCCUGAUGACCUUUUGGAACAUGCUAAGGUCGUCUAUGCCUGCAACCUCCUUAUCUCAUUGAUACCGCAGCCAGCGUACCAGAAUUUGAUCCAGUACGAUGGGGAGGAUUUGAACAUUUCGAAGUCUUUCCAACAAUUUACAAAUCACCAGGUACAAACGGCUGCUCGUCAAAAGGAGCAAGAAUUGUUAAUCGAUGCAGCAAUGAAGGUUGGUAUCAGCACUGCGAAUGGGGCGUCAGGAAAAACGCCGGCGAAGAAGGUCACCAAAGUGGUGAAGACCAAGAAAGUGAACGCUGGGAAAGGCGCGAUCGAUGGAUUUUUCAAAAAAAGAAGGGCUCGGAUGUGA